Molecule: messenger RNA, 1165 nt
Organism: Trifolium pratense (red clover)
Lineage: Eukaryota; Viridiplantae; Streptophyta; Magnoliopsida; Fabales; Fabaceae
Product: exosome complex exonuclease RRP46 homolog
Exons: 7
Coding region: 212-943 (243 amino acids)
Biological process (GO): poly(A)-dependent snoRNA 3'-end processing; nuclear mRNA surveillance; rRNA catabolic process
Cellular component (GO): nuclear exosome (RNase complex); nucleolus; cytoplasmic exosome (RNase complex)
Source: RefSeq, a predicted model, not a curated record
AAUGCGGCUAUACUUUAUAAAAGAAAUAAAAAUGGAAGGGAACCGAAUUGGUUCUAAUUCUAAAAUAAAGUGAAGCAGCAGCAGCACUCAACGGCCAGAAUCCAUCAUACUACCGGCGGCUACGAACUGCAUCUUGGAAGAUCGCUCCAUUGCCUUGCCAGUUUUUCUUGCGCUGAGUGAAUUCAGAACCAAGGGUGAUUUUAUCAAUUUCAUGGAGAUGGACAGACCUGACGGCAGGAGUCCCAAUCAACUGAGGCCCCUAGCAUGCUCUCGUUCUGUCCUCCACCGAGCCCAUGGCUCAGCCACAUGGGCUCAAGGAGAAACCAAAGUCCUUGCUGCAGUUUACGGACCUAAAGCCGGGACCAAGAAGAAUGAAAAUCCUGAAAAAGCUUCCAUUGAAAUUAUUUGGAAGCCUAAUACAGGACACAUUGGUCAAGCCGAUAGGGAGUAUGAAAUGAUAUUGAAGAAAACUUUCGAAAGCAUCUGCAUUCGUACCAUAUAUCCCAACACCACCACUUCUAUUGUAGUACAGGUUGUCCAUGAUGAUGGUGCUCUUCUUCCAUGUGCAAUAAACGCAGCAUGCGCUGCACUUGUGGAUGCUGGAAUUCCCCUAAGACAUCUUGCUGUUGCAAUAUGUUGUUCUGUAACAGAUAAUAAUUGUAUUAUAUUGGACCCUUCCAAACAAGAAGAGGAGAAAGCGAAAGCAUUUGCCUAUUUAGUUUUUCCAAAUACAACUGUUUCUGUCGUACCAGAGAAAUCAUUACAGGCGGGCAGUGAUCCCAUGGCACACGGAAUCAUCACAUCUGUUACUCACGGCGCUAUGUCAGUGGAUGAUUAUCUUCAUUGCCUAGAACGAGGGCGUGCAACAACUCAAAGACUGUCUGAAUUUUUGAGGAAGAAUAUGGAGCCAAAAUCUACUCGCGAGGCAUCUAAAGCUGGGUGAUUCCAAACAUUUUGAAUGUAGUUUACCAGUAUCUUAUUUUUCCCUUACAAGGCUGAAGAAGAUGGAAAUUCUUUGUAGCACAAUUGUAGCAUAUUUGCUCCGUGGCCGCUAACUAAGUUUCUAAUUAGUUUUGUAGUUCUACAUCUUAAAGGGAAUUUUGCUAUUACAAUGAUUAAGAUAAGAUUUUAUUUCUCCGAUUAUAAAAGUCAAACUGUUCUCUCA